AUGUUUCCGCAAAUCAAAAUAAUUGAAAAAGAUAGAGACGCGCAAAGGUUUCUGUGGCGAGAUACCCCAGGUGAACCAAUAAGAACAUUCCGCAUGUCAUCCAUGAUUUUUGGCGCCGCAUCGAGCCCAUUUACUGCCAUACACAUCAAAAAUAAAAAUGCUCUAGAAUGGCAGGAAACUUAUCCUGAGGCAGCUCGAGUAAUCAUCGAUGACCAUUACAUGGACGAUUGCAUUACUAGCUUAGACGACAUUGACAAAGCUGCCAAGUUGGCAGCUGAUAUUUAUACCGUACAUGCUCACGCCGGUUUUGAGAUGAGCAGCUGGACGUCAAAUAGUCCAAGCGCGCUCUCGUUGUUGCCGAAGGAAUCCUUGCUCGAGGUGCCUCGCGCUAAUAAUAUUGACGUCGAAUUAGGUCGCCUGGCUACGCCCGUUCGCACACUAGGCCUUAUCUGGCAACCCGCUAACGACCUGAUAGGUUUUAAUACAGGUGUAAAAAAAGAUACCGUGUUGCCAGAGAAGUUAACAAAGCGAGGGGUUCUAGUGCACGUAAUGAGAAUUUAUGAUCCGCUUGGAAUCCUUGCACCAAUCGUCGUUCGUGGUCGUAUAAUGUUUCAAGACGCUUGGCGCAAGGGUUUGAACUGGGACCAAGAGCUCUCUCAAUGUGACAGCAUCGCGUGGAAGUCUUGGUUUCAAGAUCUGAUCUCCACUUCCAGUUUGAGGAUACCACGCCGCUAUAACUUGAGCGAUCUCGAGGUAGCAGGGUGCGAAUUACAUGUGUUCUCGGAUGCAAGUGAAUCCGCCUUUGCUGCUGUGGCCUAUUGGCGCUUUCUUUAUGUGAAUGGUGAUGUAAGACUCUCCCUCAUCUGCAGUAAAGUUCGUGUUUCUCCAAUCAGACCUGUCUCCAUUCCCCGUUUAGAACUUCAAGGUGCUCUAAUAGCUGCGCGCCUUGCCAUGUCAAUAUGCGAAGCCCACCGACUGAAGCCAAUGAGACGAGUUUUCUGGUGCGACUCGAUGACUGCGCUGGGUUGGCUUCGUAGUGAUGCGCGCACCCUUAAACCCUUUGUAUCUCAUAGAGUAGGCGAGAUUCUAGAGCUUACAAACAUCACCGAGUGGCACUGGGUACCGAGCGAUCUAAACGUAGCCGAUGAUGCCACACGCGUCAAACGCUUUGUGCUCUCUCCAGAAUCUCGCUGGAUCUCAGGACCGAGCUUUCUCCUUACCUCGGACUGGCCCGCUGAACCUCAAAUUGAUGUCAGCGGACUAGGCCGCGAAGAGUAUAAAAAUAUCAUUCAUCUUAUCACCGAGACUGAUCUGCCCGCACCAGUCUCUGCGGAUCCAAGUCGAUUCAGGUCAUGGCUGAGAAUGGUGCGAGCAACGGCAAAGGCGCAUUUAUUCAUAUCAUUAUUGCGAAUGCGUAGUAUGAGAAGACGAGACGUAAACUUCAACCUUCCUCGUCAUGAAGGACUCUUAUGUACCUUCCGUCCAACUUGCACAUCCUCUCCUGGUACUUCUAAUUCUCCUAAUAUCCCACUGAAAAUAACCGCGAGCGAUAUAAGCCUAGCAGAAUCCCAUAUUUUACGGCAAAGCCAACUGGAUUCCUUCAAAGAAGAUAUCUUGCGGAUAAAGAACCGAGACCCGUUGCCUCGAAGCAGCCGCCUUUUCAAACUGUCCCCCUUCUUAGAUGACAACGAUCAACUUCGAAUGUUCAGUCGUAUAGCGGCAGCCGCAGGCGUCUCUGAUGAAGUUAAGCGACCGCUGAUUUUAGACGGAAAGCAUCCGGCAGUACGCCUCUUAAUAGCCAGAUAUCAUCAAAAGGCUGGCCAUGCGAACAAAGAAAAAGUCUUGAACGAGCUCCACCAAAGAUUUUGGAUUUUAGGCCUUAGAAAUGCUGUUCGAUCAGUAGCCCAUGAUUGCCAGUUUUGUAAACUUCGCCGUGCCAGAACAUUCACACCACCGAUGGGAAAUCUACCAGAGUGUCGAUUGGCUCAUCAUCAAAGACCCUUUUCCUUUGUCGGCCUGGACUACUUUGGACCCGUCCUUGUUUCAGUUGGUCGCAGAAGGGAGAAACGCUACGUUGCCCUAUUUACGUGUCUCGUCAUACGCGCCGUACAUCUUGAAGUGGCACACAGUUUAACGACAGACGCGGCCAUAAUGUGUCUACGCCGUUUUAUUGCUCGUCGAGGAACACCACAAGAAAUCUGGUCAGACCACGGAACAGCCUUUGUUGGAGCAAACAGGGAGUUACGAGCUCUUUACGGCGACUCUGUUGAAGAUUUUGCUGCCAACGAAUCAAUCAAUUGGCGUUUUAUUCCUCCCGCAGCACCUUUUAUGGGUGGAGCGUGGGAGCGAUUAGUUCGCAGUGUCAAAGGAGCUUUGAAAGUGACCCUCAGAGAACAGGCUCCCUCAGACGAAGUUUUAAGCACACUGUUAGCAGAGGCUGAAGCCCUUGUCAAUACGCGACCACUUACGCAUGUCUCACUCGAUUCCGAUGCUGAUGAGGCUUUAACACCGGCCCAUUUUAUACUCACAUCUCCGUCUGGACGCCCUAUUCCCGCUACCCUGACCGAGGCGGAUCUUCUCAGCAGGAACAAGUGGCGCAGAGCAGUAAGACUUGCUGACCACUUCUGGCAGCGCUGGGUGAAAGAAUACCUGCCUUGCUUGUCACCACGCACCGGAGGAGGCUCUCCACCUAAUAUUGCAGUGGGCGACGUCGUAAUAGUGUGUGACUCCAACCUGCCUAGAGGCUCGUGGCCCAAGGGUCGUAUUACCGCAUUGUACCCCGGUAGAGACGGGAUAGUAAGAGUAGCAGAUAUCGCCACCGCCGCAGGGGUUUUACGGAGACCCCUCAAAAAGCUCGCUAAAGUUCCCGUUUCUGUUUCUCUUUAA
Molecule: messenger RNA, 2886 nt
Organism: Cydia pomonella (codling moth)
Lineage: Eukaryota; Metazoa; Arthropoda; Insecta; Lepidoptera; Tortricidae
Exons: 1
Coding region: 1-2886 (961 amino acids)
Biological process (GO): DNA integration
Molecular function (GO): nucleic acid binding
Source: RefSeq, a predicted model, not a curated record